CUAGAUUUUAAACUAGGACCACAAAUUUAAAUGCAAUGAAAAUAUGGCAAUGAAUGAAUUGGACAUGUUUUGUUUUUCCUACAUUGACAUAAAAAAAUAACGAACUUUGAAGGUUCAGCAAGACAGAUGGGCCUGGCAGCUAUCUUCUCUCCAUGAAAGGUGUUUUGACCAACCCUCUGUUUCGUAACCUUUUUCCCAAACCCACCUACUAUAUAUUUGAUUCCCCCAUAGACUAACUUGCAGGGUAAAAUACUUCACUGAAAACAUCUUUUCCUACUUCGUUUUUUUCUUUCAAUCCUACACCAACCUUUAAGUUAAAGAUGAGUGACGAUAAAGAAAAAGAAAAAGAUGCUAAUCGCAGCACUGUUCCACGGUUGAAUGAGAGGAUUCUCUCAUCUUUGUCAAGGAGAUCAGUUGCUGCACAUCCUUGGCAUGAUCUUGAGAUUGGACCUACGGCUCCACAUAUUUUCAACUGUGUGGUUGAGAUAACUAAAGGUAGCAAGGUCAAAUAUGAACUUGACAAGAAAACAGGACUCAUCAAGGUUGAUCGAAUUCUGUAUUCAUCAGUAGUCUAUCCUCAUAAUUAUGGUUUCAUCCCUCGCACAUUGUGUGAAGACAAUGAUCCACUGGAUGUUUUGAUUCUCAUGCAGGAACCAGUUCUUCCUGGUUGUUUUCUGCGAGCCAAGGCCAUAGGACUGAUGCCCAUGAUUGACCAGGGAGAGAAAGAUGAUAAGAUCAUUGCUGUAUGCGCUGAUGAUCCAGAGUAUAAGCACUAUACUGACAUUAAAGAGCUCGCCCCUCACCGCCUUUCAGAGAUUCGUCGCUUCUUUGAAGACUACAAGAAGAAUGAGAACAAAGAAGUUGCUGUGAACGAUUUUUUACCCAGUACCACUGCCCUGGAAGCCAUCCAGUACUCAAUGGACCUAUAUGCUGAGUACAUUCUGCACACUUUGAGGAGGUAGACAGAGAUCCACCAGGAGGAGCCAUAUUCUAUUUAUUUACAAAUAAGUCCUUUUAAGCAACCAUUUGGUGGAACAUGUUUCUUUUUUUUUUUCUUUUUUCUUUUUUUAAGAAAUUUUAAAUAUUUUAUUUUUAUUUUUAUUUUUCUGCAAUUUGGAUGAUUGAGAAUCCCUGUUUGGUUCAUCAUCAAGAAAGUAGGAAUGAUGCAAGUGGAUAUUUCUUCUUAAUUUUACAUAUAUGAUAUUACCAUUACCACUUUGCUUUGAUCAA
This is a messenger RNA of Ziziphus jujuba (common jujube), 1230 nucleotides long. RefSeq names its product soluble inorganic pyrophosphatase 1. Gene Ontology annotation, biological process: phosphate-containing compound metabolic process. The record is from RefSeq and is a predicted model, not a curated record. NCBI's taxonomy places the organism in Eukaryota, Viridiplantae, Streptophyta, Magnoliopsida, Rosales, Rhamnaceae. Gene Ontology annotation, molecular function: inorganic diphosphate phosphatase activity; magnesium ion binding. The transcript is spliced from 9 exons. The coding region runs from base 321 to 962 and encodes 213 amino acids. Gene Ontology annotation, cellular component: cytoplasm.